Molecule: messenger RNA, 1680 nt
Organism: Symbiodinium necroappetens
Lineage: Eukaryota; Dinophyceae; Suessiales; Symbiodiniaceae
Source: the annotation of a GenBank genome assembly
GGCGUCGUGCGGCGGAGCCGCUUCCUCUCCUCGUCGCUGGCGCCCUUCGCCCCGCCGCCACUGCCUUCGAACACCGAGAGCUCGGAAGAGGAGUACGUGGCGGCGGCUAAAGCCAUGCGGAAGGAUUCGAAAUUCGAGUCCCUGACGGGGCUGAUGCGGAAGCGUAACAGCAGCAACUCACUGCAGCUCUUGAGCCAGAGUCCGGGUCCGGAUGAGGUUGCCGGGAGCUCGCGAAAAGCGGCGCCGGACGAGAUCGUUAUCCGGAAUCGCAGCAGUCACGAUGUUCGAGCGAUGUUGUUCAGACCCAACGACUACUGCUGCAUGAUACCACUGGUGGGAAAGCUCACGGCAUGCGGUGAUUGCAUUCUGCAAGGAGAAGAGCGCCGAUUCACGCCUCUGGCGCAUUCCCCGGAAUUCACUCUCAAGGUGUAUUCCGUGGGGCCUGCUGCCAAGGAGCUCACGUACAAAGAAUUCGUAGUGGCUGUGAACCGUGGCAGCUGGUCGGAGUGCUGGCACCAGGGCUGUGCACUGUGGCUGUUUCUAGCUACUAGGGUCAAGCCAGAGUUCCGCCCUGGCUUGCGUAUCGACUUGAAUCGGACCUGUGAGCCUGAGAGUGCACAAGGUCACUGGGAUUCGGUUGGGUCUCCCAAGUGGUCCGAAGUCGCGGACUCAUUGCCUGUGUUGCCCGUGCUCAGUGAGAUCUUGGACAGGCUCACGACCAUCAUCAGGGUCCGUGUUUUUCUUGCAAACUUCUCGCUCUUCGACGGCAACCCAUGGCGCUAUACCGAGGACAAUGGAAUCGGCCAACCUGAAGUGCAGAUCCACGUGCGAGACGGCACAGCGAAGGCCGUAAGCGUGGGCAUUUUGAUCAGCAACACCUUUUGGCCGGUCAUCCGGCAGUGCCUGGCACAGCAUCCUGGCGACUCCAAGCUCGUCGAGAAAAGCUGUCGGCUGCUGAAGCACUCCAUGCGCUGCGUGCCUGACCUUUUCAAGCCCAACGUUCCAGACGUGGCACGUACACUUGUCACGGCCUUCCAGCAGCUUGAGCCUCAGGCGGCUUUCGAGCGCUUUCAUAUGGCGGAGAAAUUCAUUUGCUGCUCGGAGAAUAUGGUCAGCCGCGGGGCCAUCCGCCGUUUCAGCAAGCCUGUGUACCAACAGCCCCGACGCUUCUUCCGACUCUCCGACUGUGGACUUCCGGCUGCAAUGUGGCAGAGCGUCGUGAUAUUUGUGCAGCAGAAGGAAGCCGUCGAGGCCGUCAUCGCUUUCAUCGAGUCUGUAUUCUCGCACAUUGCAGAGACCAAAAAAGUCGGCAGGCGCUUUGUAGAUGAGCAGAAGGCCUCCAUUGGCCAGAUGCUUCAGCCCCAUGCUUUGCAGGUGGCACCCGGUUUCGUCGAAGCCGUGUUCAAGCUCAUCGCUGUGGUUCCCACAAAGUACGUGCAAGACUGCAUCCCCUCUAUCCUGGAGGGCGUCCGAUCUGCAUUUCCACAGGAGUUCGCGAAUUGGCUGGAAGCCGGUCUCGGCCACCUGCCCCCGUCAGUGGGCUCCAAGGCCGAGCUUCAAAAGUUCGGAGAGCAGAUUUUGCGCGGCGACGACGCACAGGUCUACGAAGCGAUCCAGGAGACGGGGUUCUUGACACAAGCAAGGUUUGAUCAGGCCAGCUAUGUGUUCAUGGUGAGAUGA